AUGCACUGCACUGACACUAUUAGCACUGGCACUGACACCCUGGCUGCUUCGCAACUCGAGGAUGACAGGGCGCUCUUCCUGCGCGCCUCUGUCCCGCCAGCUCGCCAACACGCACCGGCCCUUCAGUUUGCAGCCGAUGUAAAUGACGACGACGACUAUCAGCAUCGCCAGUAUAGCAGCGGUUCCCCGUGCGCCCAGGCCUGCACGUGCUCCGUCUGCCGCUGUGGCCCGAUAUCCGUGAGUGUUGUGCCCCACAGUGACCCACAGUGGCCCCCAUUACUUGCAGAGCGGUUCCCCGUGCGCCCAGGCCUGCACGUGCUCCGUCUGCCGCUGUGGCCCGAUAUCCAGAGCCCGCUUGCGCAAGCGUCACUGGCAGUGAAUACUCUAGAGUGGGCGCUGCUCGCUGGCUGUGACGCGCUCGACGCCUUACUGGCGCUACGACCCGCCGCCGUGCAACAUACAUACGACAGACUGACGGAGAGCUUCCAGCGGCAGCCGGCGGCGUUCCAGCAGUACUACUACCACGGCUGGCUCAAGCUCAGGAUGGCGCUGUGCAGGAUGUCAUCCGCGCUGUCCAACAGCGGCACCUGGCUGGCGUGCUGCGUCAUGCUGCACGCGGCCUGGGCCUGCGCCGGCGCCGCCUACCGCCCGCCCGACGACAAGCUGUGCGACGCGCACGACCAGACCCUCAUAGCGUUAGAAGCGAAGCCAGAAUCAAUGGGCGACGUGUCAGCGCUUCAAGCGCUAAGGCGGCCGCUGCAGCGAGCGCUGGAUAUAGCGCUGACCGCGCUGCUUGCGCUCAACCAGCACCAGGGCGGCCCGCAGCACGGCUACGACAUCCUAAGCGACCCGACAGCAGUUUCCUUACUCCGCAAGCUGGUGGUGAUGGCACGGGCCAGCGGCCGCGGCGGCGACGCGCUCAGCCGCCCGCUGGCCCGCCUGCACGCCGCCGGGCCCAAGCACGACCUGCUGCAAGAGGAGUGGCUGAGCCUCAACGCGCAGAUGACGGCGCCGCGCGUGUGGGAGGCGCUCCCGAGGUGCAGCGUGUCCGCGCCGCACGAGAAACCAUACCCUUUAUACUUGGAGUACGGUGUAGAGCCUGAAGCGCUACGGUAUUCACCUGAGCCCAAUUUUACGUAUUGUGAAACGACACCAAAUCUCGUAGCUAUGGAUUCUAUAAGGUACAUGUACUUGGGCGGCGGCUGGCGGCCGGCGCGCUGGCGGCAGUGCGGGCGGUGCGGCGCGCGCGCGCUGCCCGCCGCGCAGCCCGCCAGGCACGCGCUGCAGCGGGCGCACGACGCGCGCUUCUUGAAAGCUUGCAGAUGUGGAGGAAAGUGGUCGUUGUUUUCCAAUGUGUAAUGAAAGUCUCGUUUUAUUUAUACAGCAAUAAAAAUAUUAUUAAUGUUUUUAAU
This is a messenger RNA of Ostrinia furnacalis (Asian corn borer), 1412 nucleotides long. It is a transcript of the gene MED16, whose product is annotated as mediator complex subunit 16. Gene Ontology annotation, cellular component: mediator complex. The transcript has 11 exons. NCBI's taxonomy places the organism in Eukaryota, Metazoa, Arthropoda, Insecta, Lepidoptera, Crambidae. The coding region runs from base 1 to 1359 and encodes 452 amino acids. Gene Ontology annotation, biological process: positive regulation of DNA-templated transcription. The record is from RefSeq and is a predicted model, not a curated record.